GAUAAGACCGGGAUUUGCCCGAUACGAAAAGUCAUCACGGGGCUCAUGGUUGCAUGAUGAAGUUUGCAGUUGGAUUGCUCAAAAGACAAAUACAUUUUAAAAACCCAGAAGAAGAAAAUUGUUUGUUGAUAUAUAAGAAGUCCAUGUUACCGCCUGUUCCUUGAAAAAAAAACCACAGUGCUUGUCCAGCCCAAUUCUCGAUAACUAGAAUAUGCCUGCUGCUCGUCCAAAAAAAGAAUCACAUUCGACCACGCCUCCUUCAGAUUGUCAAAACAAUGAACCCAGAAGAGCAGAAGGGAGAUCUCGUCAAUCGUGUGAUGCUUGCAGAAGCCGGAAGGUUCGCUGUGCGCGCGAAAACUCUGAUGAUCCCAAGCAGUCAUGCAAGCAUUGUAUCACUCUCGGUGUACCUUGCACAUACGAAUACCAGCCCAAGAAACGCGGUCCCCCAAACCUGUAUCUUCGGCGUCUCCAAGAAGCUGCUGCUGCUGCUGCGAAACUACCGGAGCCCGCUGCUGAUUCAGAACUCUCUGUUUCCCCCGUAUCUACUAGCCAGUCUGUGGUUUCGCCAAGCCUGGGUCCGAAAAGCCCAUUCUCGGAGACACCGAUCAACACAAGCCCGACUAUGUCCAUCCCUUCCAUUGCAAUCUCACCCUCACGGUAUCCCAUAGCCGCUGACUCAUUUCAUGCCCACUAUUCUUCUACCAAUGGCAAUACGAUUUCGUCGCCCCCCUUCACCAAUGAUUUGUCCCACUCUCCCAAAGCCGAAGAGAAUUCCACGUUUCCUGGUUCCGAUUCCUUCAACACGUAUCCCUUGUACAACUGGUCUUAUAAACAGCAUCACUCGCCGUCCACGAUCCCUCCCCUUUCUUACUAUUAUCGUCCUCAUCGCCUUGAGGAAAUAGCGCCUCGAGACACCAUUUAUCUCAUUAUUGCUUUGUUUUUCGAUUUUGUUUAUCCGCUCACUCCAUGUGUUCAUAAACCUUCCUUCAUGGCCGACUUGCAUGCCCGACGAGAAGAACGAGACCCUCUCUUUUUUGCUCUUGUUAUGUCAACCGUAGCUUCGACAUUGGUGCAGGUUCCUCGAUCAUACCUUCCUAUGGAACGUCCUGUGGUCCACAAAUUAGCACAAACAUGUCAUGAAGCUAGUCGACAUAUAUCAGUGGCUUCGUACGACCCUCCGACCUCGAUGCAUGUCGUUAUACGUUACUUCGACUGCGUGUAUCAUUUCUGCGAGGGGCACGAUGCUACACAACACGCAGCAUUCGGGGAGGCUGCGCACAUUGCUGUCACGCUCCGCAUGCACGAAGAGGCCUCUUACGAUGGUCUCGAUCCCAUAGAAUGUGAAGUUCGACGGCGGAUUUUCUGGCUUCUUUUCGGUGCCGAUAAAUCAAUGUCCAUCCUUUUAGGAAGACCCAUUUGUCUCCGAGACGAGGACUGUUCCGUGCACUUCCCGAAAGAGUUGGAUGACGAGUAUAUCACUCCCAGUGCCUAUUUACCACAACCACACGGAAAAACUGCUUUGGUGUCGGGUUUGAACUACACGUCUCGGAUUUUUGCCCUCCUCGGAGAAAUCCUUGUGCGGAUCAGGGUAGACAAGAGGUCUCCACCCCAAGGACAAUUCGCUACCGCCCGGUUGGAAGAGGUGCAGUCACUACACCAGAGAAUACUAGGUGCUUUGAGCCUUGCCCCCGAACCGCUUCGUCUCAAGCCUGUUCUCUCACACUCACAUCUUCCCCCGGAAUAUGGAGGAGCAGGGUUCCGCAAGGCGACUUUUGACGAGGUCAAAGAUUUUUUCGACAAUCCAAAUGCCUCUCGGGCCAAUGCGUUAAAUCCCUUCCUCGUGAUGCAAGCGAACCUCUACGUGACACAGCAACUUGUCCGUUUCGUCAUUGAGCAGUAUCGCGAUGAACUUUUGCUCUCUUUGCAGGGCAGUCUCGACGAUCAGAAGAUGGCUGAGGAUCGGGAAGCGGUUGCCAGCGAAUUGCUCAAUAUCCUUCAUAGCAUCCCCAUUCAAUCGAUUGCUACCAAUGGACCCAGCUUGGUCCACAAAGUACGAUUUGUAGCAUCUACCCUGCUUGAUGCAGUGAAGAAGGCAGAGAUUGCACCUGCCUCAGCGGCCCGCGCUCAUGCGUAUCUUUGGGAUUUCCUCAGCAUCCUAUCCGAAAUUGAGAGGAAUUAUCUUUUGGAUGACGAUCGCGACGGUACUUCAAGCGGAGACGGAAUGCCAAUGAUUGGCUGAAUACACGAAUCUGACAGCAUCGUCCUAAAUAUUUAUCAUUCAUUGGGAUGCUAACCCUCGAUUCAUGGGUUUGGGUUGUAAAGUUAAAUGACAUUGUAUCUUCCUAAAUGCUUUCUGUACCUGUUCUGUACCUAUACCCCCAUUAUACCCUCAUCAUCAAACUUAUUGCUUACUUGUAUUUGACAAAUCUGCUUGUCUCUCUACUUUAUUGUAUCAACAUAGCUACUAGUACUACUACUAGCAACAUGGGUGUUAAGCGUAACGUGCACAAC
Molecule: messenger RNA, 2511 nt
Organism: Lentinula edodes (shiitake mushroom)
Lineage: Eukaryota; Fungi; Basidiomycota; Agaricomycetes; Agaricales; Omphalotaceae
Product: fungal-specific transcription factor domain-containing protein
Exons: 13
Coding region: 212-2239 (675 amino acids)
Biological process (GO): DNA-templated transcription; regulation of DNA-templated transcription
Molecular function (GO): DNA-binding transcription factor activity, RNA polymerase II-specific; zinc ion binding; DNA binding
Source: RefSeq, a predicted model, not a curated record